Molecule: messenger RNA, 3033 nt
Organism: Babesia ovata
Lineage: Eukaryota; Apicomplexa; Aconoidasida; Piroplasmida; Babesiidae
Product: HEAT repeat-containing protein
Exons: 5
Coding region: 1-3033 (1010 amino acids)
Biological process (GO): protein import into nucleus
Cellular component (GO): nucleus; cytoplasm
Molecular function (GO): nuclear import signal receptor activity; small GTPase binding
Source: RefSeq, a predicted model, not a curated record
AUGCCCGUCCGCUGCAGCAACGGGCCUACACAUGUGACCAAGACACCUCGCGCGCCGGGAGCUAGUCGCGCAACCAGCUCGUCAGGACGCGCCAAGAUGGACAGUAACUUGCUGAACCUCCUGGCUACGUGCCUGACUCCGAGCGCGCCGACGUUCGCGGAGGCUCAGCGUCAGCUGGGCGAGAUGCGGCAGCACCAGCUGCCGGAGUUCGUGCGUGCCCUGUGCGACGUUAUCGCCAACUCUCAUGUGAACAGCGAUAUACGUCAGUUGGCGGGUGUUCUGCUGAAGAACUGCUUCGAGCGAGACCCCAAAUCCAGCGACCCUAACUCAAACGUCCUGCUGCAGGUCCCCGAGGACUCGCUGCGCUACAUCAAGGUUCAGCUGCUCAACGUCAUGAAAUCCGGCGAGGAAAGCCAGUCGGUUCUGGCAGCUUGUUACGUCAUUUCACGCAUUGCCGAGCUGGAGCUGCGGCGGCAGGGAUGGCCGGAGUUCUUCGACAUAAUCAUCGGGAUGAUGGACUCCAACGACGUUAACUCAUGUCGCAGUUCUUUGAAAUGUGUGCAAUACCUGAUUGAGGACCUCUCUUCGGUAUACUACAACCAUGGCGCUGCGUUCCUUUCGAAAUCCGAGUGCGAUCGGCUGCUGACGUCGAUCGUGAAGGGCGCGUGCAUGACAGACGAUCGCAGCCGGAAAACGGUGAUGAUUUGUAUGCAGCACAUCCUGCCGUUCAUCGGCAGCAACAUGGCCAUCCCGAGCGAGCGCGAUGCCAUUGUGCAGGCGAUUUGCUACAACAGCGCACCCGGGAACGGCCCAGAUGUGCGCGCAGCGGCAAACGAUUGCCUGGUGCAGCUGAUCACCGAUUACUACGAGAUUAUGGCCCCAUGUCUACAGUACAUCGUGCCGCUGUUGUGGCAGGCCAUUGACACUUGCGUUGACGAGAUUGCUAUUCCCGCCUUCGAGUUCUGGAACACCAUUUGUGAAACUGAAAUCCAGCUCGAAUACGAAAAACCGGAGUCCAACCAACGCAUCAUACAGCAGGUGAUCUCAUACCUGCUACCCAAGAUUUUACAUACCAUGACGCUUCACGAGUACGAAGAUUUCGACAGCGACACCUGGACACUGCCCAUGGCUGCUGGUGUCUGCCUGUCGCUCUGCUCGCAGACGGUGAAGAACGACAUUGUGCCGUCGGUGCUGCAGUUCAUCAACGACAACUUCAACCACCAGCAGUGGAACCACCGCGAGGCGGCAGUGCUCGCUUAUGGUUACAUAAUGGAGGGCCCAGACGCAGAGACGCUGCAGAUGCUGGUUCGCGACUCGUUCGACCGACUCUGUGACGUCCUGAACGACCCAUCUAUCGCAGUGCAGGACACGGCCGCGUGGACGAUCGGCCGUAUCGCCAGCUUCCACUGCCAGGUGAUCCUGCCAUACCUCGGACACCUGGAUGACUCAAACAGCAACUUGUCGAAGAUAAUGCAGGCGCUGUACAAGCCGGCGCGCGUCGCGGCUAACGUGUGCUGGUUCCUGCAUGAGCUGGCCGAGGGCGCCGUUCGCGCCUCCGGCAACCAUGACCUGGUCGACGCCAUCUUCCCUAAGGUGUGCGACGCGCUGGUUCGCAGGGCCAACAUGGACGACGCCAUGGAUAAAAACCUGUUCUCGUCGGCCCACAGCAGUCUGUGCAGCUUAAUCUCCAAUGUGAGCCCCGGCUGCCGGCAGCAGUUGGGUGGCAUGCUGGAACACUUCGAACGGAUGCUAUCGCAGUCAGUGUCAGCUGACGAUCAGAGUCCCGAAGCGCGGUCACGGCAGGAGACUAUCUGCGGUGUGGUACAGGUGCUGCUGACGCGCGUGGAGUACGUGCCGAGCACGCAGAAUUUGUGGCGAAGCCUCUGCGUCAUUCUGCAGGACGAUCUGAGUGAGGACGCCCUGCUCACGGUGAGUGCGCUCAUUAACCGUGUGGGCAGCGCCGAGUUCCAGCCCCAUCUGCCGCAGCUCAUGGAUAUUGUGCUGACGGGGCUGCAGCGUCUCGAUAUGGUCGACUCCUGCAAGGCGUGCGUCGAGCUGACCAGCGAUGUGGCCCGCGUCAUGGAUAGCGGCAUUCAGCCCUACGUUCCUCAGAUAAUGGCGAUCCUGUUGAGGACGCUGGCUGACUUCAACACGCCGCAGAAACUGAAACCGCCAAUCGUGACUGCUCUCGGAGACAUUGCGAUGGUCUCCGGGCCCGCGUUUUCCGCGUUCCUGGAGCCGUCGAUGAACCUGCUGCUGCAGGCCGCGAGCAUCACGUUCGAUAUGGGUCCAGUGGACAACGAGGAAUGGAUAUGGUACAUCACCGACCUGCGCGAGGGCGCGCUGUUGUCGUUCACCGGCAUUUUGUACGGGCAGAAGGGUGCUAACCAAUUAGACGCUUUGCGUGGUUAUGUAAGUGGCAUUCUGCAGUUCGUGCAGCUGGUGGUGGAAACACCGCAGCAGUACUUCUCGGUGUGCAAUUACCGUCUGGCCGUGGCUCUCGCCGGCGACUUGGUCAAUGCGUUUGGCUCCGACCUGUCGGUGUACCUCGUCAACUCCACGCUCGUGAGCAAGAUAAUGGAGCGUCUGGAGCAACUGGAGACGGAAAACGAUCCGUCUGUGUCGGAGUGCCGCGAAAAAGUGAACUGGCUGUGCAGUCUCCUAAACGGGAGUUCGUUGAGCGUGAACGCCUCGCACAGCACCGGUAUUCCGCGUUUGGCGAGCGCUUGUGCAACCGCUGAACAUCGUGUAAUAUGUAGCUGCUCUACUUACUUCCAUGUGUGGGUUGACUCCCAACGGCUGGACGAGGUCGAUGCCCUUGAACAGCGCCUUCCCGGUGGUCAACACGUCGUCAAUGACGACGACUUUGGUCCCGGGGGCGAAGGCGCUAGGAGCGCCCACAAACAGCGACCCUUCUCCGUGGUCCUUCGGCUCCUUCCGGUGGUAGCCGAAGCUGACUCGUUUCCCCGUGUGCUCCCAGUACUUGACAGCCAUGGCGGCGACUAUAGAUAUGCCCUGUACAUGUGUUUAUAA